AUGAUGAGCCAACACCGUCACUCGCUUCUCCCCUUCAUGGGUUUAGCGGGCAUGGUACUCAACGGCGCCUAUGCUUCGGCACCAGUGAGAGACCUUUGCCCGAUAACCUGUCUGGAGGCCGGUGCUGACCCGGCUAACUGGACUGUGAUUGCCGAGUUCAGCCAGCUUCAGGCUUGCCAGAGGCCUAUGGUACUCGACUUUUCAGUCAAUGUCCCUGUUACCGAUAAGCAGCAAAUCCGGGUCUGUAACGUAUUUAUAAACGACUUUGAUAGCCCAGCUAUCAUGAACCUGGCCUUGUCCUCCACAGACAACGAUACUGAGACUAGGCAAGUUGUGCCUCAACUGGCUUGGACUCCCGCCGCAUCCGAGGAUGACAUUGGGGGUAGGCUCGUCACCCAGAGUGUAGAGCACCUUAAGAGUUAUCUUUCGAACGUCGGUCAAACCUCAGAUCGAUUGAUGCUAUUCGGAACCGUCUCAGACACCACUGUUGGUGUCUACGUUGGCGCCAAUCUCCUGAGAUCUAGCGUUUCAGGAGACCUCUUCACCUCCUUCUUGAACAACCUUUACAGCACUGGAAUUGCCGACUCUAAAUCCGCUCUAGUUCAGGUGUGCAAUGGCUACGCCGGAAACGAUAUAUUUGGCCUCAUCGCUGCCUCUAGUGCUGACUUCUCCGCCGUUCACAAUGCCGUUGGCCAGUGGUCGAACGGAUCUUGCGUUGACACCUCUUCAUACGCAGAAACCAGAGUGCUUGAAACCACUUCAAUCAGCUUCUUCAAGCCAGAGAUAGCACCCAACCCUCGAAACGGAACAGCGGCUGGAAACUCAACCGUGGCCGUCAGGGGUUUACUUCAGGCGCGCGCCGAAUGUCGGACCGUGACGGUCGACGAUGGCGACGACUGUGGCAAGCUCGUAACAAGAUGCGGUGGCGGAUUGACCGCGGCAGACUUCUACAAGUUCAACCCAAACUCCAAGCUCUGCUCGACGCUGCAGCCCGGUCAGCGCGUCUGCUGUACUGCUGGUGAACUGCCCGAUAUCCGGCCUAAGCAGAAUGCAGACGGGUCGUGUUACAAAUAUCAGAUCAAGAAGGGCGACUUCUGUAACAAGGUUGCUGUAGCUAACGGACUGACGGUUCAGGAGCUUGAAGACUUGAAUAAGGAGACUUGGGGUUGGGGCGGAUGCGACAACGGCUUCUGGCCUGACAACUGGAUUUGUCUCAGCAAGGGCACGCCGCCUUUCCCGUCCCCUAUUCCCAACGCAGAUUGUGGUCCCCAGAAACCUGGGACAGUACAGCCUAGCGGGUCAACAUCGAGGGACUGGGCCAAACUUAACCCGUGUCCUUUGAAUUCGUGCUGUAAUAUUUGGGGACAAUGUGGUACGACUACCGACUUCUGCGUCGAUACGAACACCGGUCCUCCAGGCACAGCCAAGAAGGAUACCUUUGGCUGCAUUUCAAACUGCGGCAUGUCGAUUAUCCAAAGCGGUCCUCCGGCACAAUUCAUAAAACUUGGUUACUUCGAGGGCUUCAACUUAGGCAGCAGAGACUGUUUGAACAUGGACGCCUCUCAGAUUGAUCCUUCUUACACCCACGUUCACUUCGCAUUCGGCAUGAUCAACGACAAAUUCGAGAUUUACCAGGAGAAUGCAUACGCCGAGUUCCAAUUCCAGCAGUUUAAGAAACUCAAGGGCCCGAAGCGAAUUAUCUCGUUCGGCGGCUGGGUCUUCUCUGCUGAAGCCCCUAACUAUCCCAUCUUCAGGAACGGCGUCAAGGCCGAAAACCGUAACAAACUUGCCGACAAUCUUGUCAAGUACGUUGUCGAUAAUGGCCUUGACGGUCUCGAUCUUGAUUGGGAAUAUCCCUCUGCACCUGAUCUACCUGACAUCCCCAAGGGAGAUCUCUCGGAAGCCACAGAUUACCUCCGUCUUCUGGCCCUCAUUAGGUCUAAACUUCCUAAGGACAAGAGUCUGUCUAUUGCCGCGCCCGCCUCUUUCUGGUAUCUGAAGCAGUUUCCUAUUAAAGCUAUUUCAGAAUUACUAGACUACAUCGUCUACAUGACCUACGAUCUCCACGGUCAGUGGGAUGCAGGUAACAAGUGGGCAAGCACUGGCUGCCCAAGCGGAAAUUGCCUGCGAAGUCACAUCAACCGGACUGAGACAAUGAGUGCCCUGACUAUGAUCACCAAGGCUGGUGUACCGUCCAACAAAGUUCUCGUCGGCGUGAGCAGUUAUGGCAGAAGUUUCCAAAUGGCUGACCCAUCUUGCACUGGUCCCAACUGCCUGUUUACAGGCGAUAGGAAGACUUCGUUUGCCCGCAAGGGUAGAUGUACGCAGACUGGAGGCUACAUUGCUAAUGCGGAGAUUGAUGAAAUUGGAGGACGCUCGUGGAUUGACUCUGAGAGCAACUCAAAAAUCAUGGUUGAUGGAGAUCUUUGGGUGUCGUACAUGGACGACAGCCUGAAGGACACCCGCACACAGCUCUACAAACGAUAUAACAUGGGUGGCACAAUCGACUGGGCUGUAGAUCUUGUCAAAUUUCACGAACCUCCCAACUUCGGUGCAGGUGGUGGCGUUGGUGGCGGCGUCGGCUUCAGCUGGGCCGUGGUCAAGAAACAGAUCAUGGAUGGCAGCGAUGCCGGUCAAAUCGGUUGCGAUGCCGCGAGGUUAGUCCGCACUGGUACAUGGGUCAAACAUCAGUGCAACACGAAAAUAGUCGCAGCGGCAUCUGACUAUACGCCUUCGUACCGGUGGAAGGAGAUGGAGUGCCAGAGUGGCUGGGAGGAUGCCGUCCGCGUGUGGAAGGCGUGCCAUGCUGAUGGCAAAAAGGGCUAUGACUUUUCCGAAAGUAUCGCCGAGUUCCUUCAUAUAUCCUCGAACCGGAGAUGUGGCGACCUAUCUAUAGAGAGCAACUGCGACGACUCCGCAGAUUGCGAAGCUCAUAAUACGGAACACGAUCUGGACCAAUUCAAGACGGGUGCUUGCACGUAUGAGAUCUGGAACUCGCUCACUGAACUUCACAGAAUGAUUAAAAACUAUUACUACUCCCUGAUCAAUGCCGGAAAUGAGCUUAAAAGCAGCCACCAAACCUUCAUUAAUACCUUUGCCCCGAAGCCAAACGACGGAACAGAGAUUCUUAAUCUCUUUCUGACCUUAAUUCCAAUCCCCCUGAACACAGCAGCUGCCCGUUUCUUUGGAAGCUCGUUCAUGGCCACGAAGUUCUUCGCUGGAGACACCGGUGGCAAGGCCUCCAUGUGGGAAGCCGCAACCUCCAACAUGGUUAAUGCCGGGUCGUCUAUUGCUAAAGACGCACUUAGCAAGGCCUCUGCUGCUCGCGAGGAGAUAUCCUUCAAAGCCAUCUACGACGACUUGAUCGGGAACUGGAAAGAACAAACUGACCGGCUUAACAAGGACAUCUUCAGCGGUACCAGUGACAGUAUCAAGGCGUUGAACAGCAUCAUCUCGGGCGGCAAAAUGAUUGCUGGAAUGAAGGAGGGCACUGGGGACACCAGCAACUACACAAAUAACUGGAUUCGAGAGGCGAACAUCCAGCGGGCAUUCUACGCAGCCGCUAUCCCAGCAGCAUGGGGCGCUAACCGUCCCGCGCCUGUUGUGGUUGACUUCGGUCCCAGCUGCCAGAUCGACGCACGAAAGUACUUCGCCGAGAAGCCCGAUGUUUACAACUCGGGCUGGAGGUGCCCUGACGGGCACUCAUACAUCCUUGCCGGUGUCCGCGAUGGGCCCCAAAACCCUUGCGGGCCUGUUGUCCCUGGUGGCAGCGGCUGUACGCCGACCUUCAAAUGGACACUCGACAUCCUGAAGGGCAUUGACCAGCUCCAGAAAGAUACGAAUAAAUGGGGAGGCGUUACGGUAGAUGACCUCAUUAUCGGCGCCGUCAAUACGUAUGUCAAAAACGGCCACAAAAACGUCAUGGACCCAAAGACAGGGACGCCCGAUGCUUCAGACAAAUCCGUCAUGGGUGAGUAUGAAGGAAGCAGGCUGGACAUUCGGAGAGGCGGCCUCAUCCGCAUUCCUGUUUGCAGUGCGGAAGAAGCAACGAAGAACCUCAACAAGGGCCGAAAAGCUUACGGUGACUCGCCCAACUACCCUUGCAACCCGUGA
This is a messenger RNA of Colletotrichum truncatum, 4113 nucleotides long. Its product is annotated as chitinase. Gene Ontology annotation, biological process: carbohydrate metabolic process. NCBI's taxonomy places the organism in Eukaryota, Fungi, Ascomycota, Sordariomycetes, Glomerellales, Glomerellaceae. Gene Ontology annotation, molecular function: hydrolase activity, hydrolyzing O-glycosyl compounds; chitin binding. The record is from RefSeq and is a predicted model, not a curated record.